This is a messenger RNA of Aricia agestis (brown argus), 1054 nucleotides long. RefSeq names its product probable H/ACA ribonucleoprotein complex subunit 1 (gene Gar1). Bases 85 to 747 code for a protein of 220 amino acids. Gene Ontology annotation, cellular component: box H/ACA snoRNP complex. Gene Ontology annotation, molecular function: box H/ACA snoRNA binding. The transcript has a single exon. The record is from RefSeq and is a predicted model, not a curated record. Gene Ontology annotation, biological process: ribosome biogenesis; snoRNA guided rRNA pseudouridine synthesis. Lineage: Eukaryota; Metazoa; Arthropoda; Insecta; Lepidoptera; Lycaenidae.
AUUUUGUUAGCAAAUUAUUGAAUCUUGUUUUAGGUUAUAUUCAGCUGCUUUCGUUUAUAUUUUUCUGUCGAUACUGGUAUCAAAAUGUCUUUUCGUGGAAGGGGUGGUGGUGGUGGAGGACGCGGUGGAUUCGGGGGACGAGGCGGCGGUAGAGGCUUCGGAGGCGGACGAGGGCGUGGAGGCGGCGGCGGAGGUUACAGACAGCAAGAUGCUGGACCACCAGAAUCUGUGAUACCCCUGGGACACUACGGCUGGACAGUGCAAGACGAUCUCGUGUGCAAAGUGGACAUCGAGGACGUGCCGUAUUUCAACGCCCCCAUAUAUCUUGAAAACAAGGAGCAAAUCGGAAAGAUCGACGAGAUCUUCGGAAACCUACGAGAUUACUACGUAUCAGUUAAACUGGGGGAGAACAUUAAAGCUAAAAGUUUCAAAGACGGCCAACAGUUUUACAUAGACCCGGCGAAACUUCUGCCUCUGAAGAGGUUCCUGCCCCAACCUCCGGGCGCUAAGCGCGGCGGUGGUGGCAGGGGCGGGCCGCGUGGUGGUCGCGGCGGGGGCGGCAGGGGAGGAGGCGGCUUCGGUCGCGGCGGCGGCGGUGGAUUCGGCCGAGGGGGCGGCGGCCGCGGUGGUGGCGGCGGAUUCGGUCGCGGGGGUGGCGGCGGGUUCGGCCGUGGAGGUGGAGGCGGCUUCGGUCGCGGUGGCGGCGGCAGGGGUGGCGGGUUCCGGGGAGGACGAGGAGGAAGAUAGUCCCGUGCGAAUGGUCUAUUGACUAGAGAAUAUGUGACUAUUGACUAAAGAAUAUGUUGUACUGUAUACGAGUGUAAUGUUAAAGGAGUAUUCAUUGUUACAUUCAGAGUGUCCUCACAUUAAAUAUAUGGCAAAACUUAUAUUCCAUUUAAAAAAUUGCAGAAUAUUACUGCAAAAUUCUGAAAGUUUUUAAACUUUACCUAUUACAUAUUUAUGCAUUUCCCGUACUGUACUGUGUACAUAACAUUUAAAAUCAAAAAUAUGUGAUUAUGCAUAGGUACCGCAAGUACCUAGGUUAUUGAUAUUU